GACACGCAACUGAAAAGAAAGUGCGGCUGGCAUGACCACGGCAUUAGAAGACCUCACUGCAGUCAAGAGAAGGUUCACUUCAAACAAACUCGCGCCGCCAAAUGAGUUAUGAGAGUACUUUUAGUUAGCGUCCUGGGCGGUCCAGAGUCCCGCAGAACUACUGGACCGGUUCUUGGAUAUCUGCAUGUAUUUUAUUUAGGGACUGUUCCUAGGAAGGCAUCGGUAUAAUUACAAUAUUACUGGUGCAUUACCGUAAUGCUGACAGUCUAUGCUUUGAAAGAAAGAAAAAAAACUUGAGGCAGUGGGCUUGACUUUGUCUUCUCCGAUUUUUCCGAAGGCUAAACAAUGCUUCAUCUGAAGUUUGUGUGGAUUAUGUGGCUAAUGUGCGACACCAAUUUGUGUCUGGGUUUUGUGUACAAGCGAUUUAAACGCUCAGGGGCAGACGCCACCUACACGGAAAGAGCAGACCCUAUGAGCAGUCCUGCUCAGGUCUUCAUGUGUUACGCGCCAGUGAUUAGAGCAAGCGAGAGAAUCCAGUGUGCCUUCGUCAAAGUGCAUUCUUCAUCUCAAUAUGUGCCAACAUCUAGUUCAUGCAAAAACAGGUGUUUUGAGCUGGUCAAGAGGGAACCGCCGAGCUGUUGCUGUGACAAUUUAUGUAAGGCCUACAAUAGCUGUUGCUCUGACUUUGACCGUCUCUGCCUCAGGACAGCAGAUGGUGGUUAUGAAUGCAGUAAAGAUCGCUGUGGGGAGGUUCGAAAUGAAAACCAUUCCUGCCACUGCUCAAAUGACUGUCUAGCCCGAGGUGAUUGCUGCACCAACUACAGGACACGCUGUAAAGGAGACAGUUCAUGGCUCCAGGAUGAAUGUGACGAUAUGAAGACCGGUGAAUGCCCUCCAGGAUUUGUUCGCUCACCUCUCAUAAUUCUCUCAGUGGAUGGUUUCAGAGCUUCUUACAUGAAGAGAGGGAAAACUGUCAUACCUAACAUUGAGAAGCUGAGAACAUGUGGAACCCAUGCACCUUUUAUGCGACCUAUGUACCCUUCGAAAACCUUCCCCAACCUCUACUCACUGGCAACGGGUCUCUAUCCUGAGUCCCACGGUAUCAUUGGUAACUCAAUGUAUGACCCUGUCUUCGAUGCUACUUUCACCCUGAGAAACCAAGAGAAACUGAAUCACCGUUGGUGGGGUGGUCAACCAAUUUGGAUCACAGCUCUCAAACAAGGAGUGAAGGCAGCCUCCUUCUUCUGGCCUGCCACGAUCCCACUUGAACGGCGGAUACUGACCAUGUUGCAGUGGCUCCACCUGCCUGAACCAGAAAGACCCUAUGUUUACGCAAUGCACUUUGAGCAGCCAGACAUAUAUGGACAUAAAAUGGGACCCAUGAGCAUUGAAUUGAAUAAUCCUCUGAGGUUGAUCGAUAGGAUCGUAGGUCAACUAAUGAAUGGGCUGAAGCAGAUGAAACUGCACCGAUGUGUCAACAUCAUCAUAGUCGGAGAUCACGGUAUGGAAGAGGCCCAUUGUGAUCAAACGGAGUUCCUUAGUAAUUACCUGACAAAUGUCGAUGACAUCAUAUUAAUUCCAGGAUCCCUAGGCAGAAUACGCUCUAGAUUUCUCAACAACCCAAAAUAUAACCCCAGGGCAAUUGUUGCAAAUCUAACUUGCAAGAAAUCAGACCAGCAUUUUAGGCCCUAUUUAAAGCAGAAUCUUCCAAAGAGACUGCACUACGCCAAUAACCGACGGAUUGAAGAUGUACAUCUACUGGUGGACAGGAAGUGGCACAUUGCAAGGAAAUUACCUGACGUUAAGAGGCUUUGUGGCUUCUUUGGUGACCAUGGAUAUGAUAAUAAAAUUAACAGUAUGCAGACGAUUUUCUUGGGGCAUGGACCUUCCUUUAAAUUCAAGACUAAAGUUCAAGUUUUCGAGAACAUCGAGCUUUAUAAUGUUAUGUGUGAUAUUCUAGGUAUAACACCAGCACCCAAUAAUGGAACACAUGGCAGUCUUAACCACCUACUGAGAAACCCUGUCUACAAACCCACAAUGCCUGAAGAAGUUUCAAAGCCAACUGCUCCAGAUCAUUUUCAAAAAGGGAUCGAAGACAUUGGGUGCAGUUGCAAUUAUAAGUUUCGAGUAAAAAGACGGGACCAAGGUUUGAAAGUGACCAUUGCACAGGGCUAUAAUAUCGAGUCACUCUGGCUCUGUUUUUUACAGAACCAAGUGGAGGAGUUAAACCUGCGACUGAGGCAAGCCAUUCAUGACAGUAGGAAUAUGCCAUUUGGACGACCUGCAGUACAGUACUAUACAAGGUAUUCUGUUCUACACCACACUGACUACAUCAGUGGCUACAACGAGGAUCUUGCAAUGCCAUUUUGGACAUCGUACAGUGUUAGCCGACAGGUAGAGGUGUCUGCUUUGCCAGAGGUCCUGAUCAACUGUGUUCGUCCAGAUGCCAGAGUUCUAUCAGUCUUCACCCAGUCGUGUACUAACUACAAGACAGAAAAAUAUAUCACUUAUGCCUUCCUAUACCCACCGCAAUUAUCGACAGGCAUCGACAGAAAAUAUGAAGCUCUGUUCAUAACCAACACUGUUCCUAUGUAUCCUGCAUUCAAGAAAAUAUGGACUUAUUUUCAGAAAGUCCUUUUGAAGAAAUACUCAUCUGAAAGAAACGGUCUGAAUGUUCUCACAGGACCAAUAUUUGAUCAUGACUUCGAUGGAGUGAAGGACCCUACUGACAAGAUUAAGGAGUAUGCACGUGGUAGAGUGCCCAUUCCAACUCACUUUUUUGUGGUUCUAACCAGCUGCUUGGACUUCAGACAGGCUGCAGAUUCAUGUGGUGGCCCCCUCAGCUCUGCUGCCUUCAUCUUGCCUCAUCAACCUAACAAUGACGAGACUUGCAAUAGCUCAGAUGAGGAGUCUAAUUGGGUGGAGGACCUGAUGAAGACACACACAGCUCGGGUCAGAGAUGUAGAAAUCCUGACAGGUCUGGACUUUUAUCGCAGAACCAUGCGGAGUUAUGCUGAAAUCCUGUCAUUGAAAACUUUUAUGCACACUUAUGAGAGUGAGAUCUAAGAUGUCAGUUUGUAUUUUACAGGAAUUGAACACUUGAAUUACAUUGAUUUGUAUUUAGCUACAUAUCGUAUGGAACAGCCACUUAUUUUGAUUCGAAUCUCUUGUACAUCACUAAGCUUCAGUUUUCAUUUAUUAUGAAAGUCAGAUAGCAGGUGAGAAAAAAAUAUUUGGGCAUCUGUUUUAUCUUGUUUAAAUGCUUUAUAGAUUUGGACUGUACUUUUUAUAUUAUAGUUCGUGGUACGGUCAAAACAAGUUUUUAUACACCAAAUAGAAAGUCAAGUCACACAUAUGAAAUAUCCAGUAGAUUUCCUUGGUGUAUCUCUCCAACCGGGUGGCCAGAGCAGUAAACAAGACAUUCUUCACCAAACAAGGAAAAGUGUAUUUUCGGUGACGGGGAAACAACCACUGACCAGAACCACCAAGAGCGGAGAUGGAGGAGUCUAUGGCAUCAUGCAACACCAAUGCCUAAUUGGAACACUAGGAACACAUCGGGAAAGGGGAAGAGAACAGAAACUCACUGCCCAUAUCUAUCAGUAACCUUGAACAAAGGACGACUCCUUGUACGAAAAACAGUACUUGUCCCCGGUGUCCGUAAAGUGGACAAAACACAGUGCUAUAGGGAAUACUGUAAAUGAUUAUGUGAGACAAUGUGAAAUGAGCAGAUACUGUAUAUGUUUAUAUGAAUAAAAGGGAAUAUAUCUGUACAAAACCCUUUGUAAAUAUGCAUUAUUCAAAAUAGAAUAAAAUCUUUAUUGUCACUUCAACAUGUACAACGAAACUAACUAAAUUAGUGUCACACUUGAGUUCUUCCGUGGGAUGUCGAUUGUUGUCAGCUAUUUCAUCAUAGUCCCGUUUGUCACUGUUGACAAUACUGUGAAUGAAGGCGUUUUGUUUUGGUUUUUUUUUUCUCGUGACAAUGGCUACACAGCUAUUCAUUCUCUGCGAGACGAUUUUCAGCACAAUCUCGUCCACUUUGUUGGCCACCGAUCUUACACUUGUGAAGAAGAGAUUAGGAGGAGCCGGUCGGUUUGGUGUUGAGAGAAAUGGUGGGAGAAAUGUUUGGUAUUCAUAAAUGUGUCCUCAAUUGAUGUUGAAAUAAUAUUCCUAUUGCUUGUUAUUAUUGACAUAUUAUCUGUUCACCUCAAGAUGGCAGGAUGGGACUUAAUUGUCUGAAGUGCUAUUUUUAUUCUUUUUGUUUGACUUUGAUUACUUUGAUUUGUGGGAUUGCCUGUGAAGACAGCAAUGAGAGAGGAUGCAUCCGCAUGUCGAUGGAAAUUAAAUACGCCGAGUUUUGGCUGAAAGACAACUUAUUCUCUGUCAAUUUUUCCUACGAAUGCAACGUUGAGCUGCAACCACCUCAAAAGUUACCAUGUAGCCUGACUCGCUCUCCUCCACUUUUGUUAACGUUGUUUCCUCCAUCUACGGGGCAACAGCAGGGGAAUGACAAGAGCCGCAGUAGUCCGCUGAAACUCCAGUGGCAUAAAAACCAUUUAGGGAGGUGCGAGAUGUCAGCCGUUAUGAUCAAUCUACCGUCAUUUAGCCCUGUCAUACGGAAUGAAUGAAUUUCAUUUUUCGGAUUCCAUUUAGCACAAGAAUAUUAUUUGUCAUGAAAGUACAAUUUGUUUUGCUGUCAAGGAAUAACAUGAAUAACAAAGAAUAUCAUGUAAUUGGGAUUGUUG
Messenger RNA from Corythoichthys intestinalis (scribbled pipefish), 4745 nucleotides. RefSeq names its product ectonucleotide pyrophosphatase/phosphodiesterase family member 2. The record is from RefSeq and is a predicted model, not a curated record. Lineage: Eukaryota; Metazoa; Chordata; Actinopteri; Syngnathiformes; Syngnathidae. Gene Ontology annotation, biological process: phosphatidylcholine catabolic process; immune response. Gene Ontology annotation, molecular function: polysaccharide binding; phosphatidylcholine lysophospholipase A1 activity; phosphodiesterase I activity. Bases 346 to 3066 code for a protein of 906 amino acids. The transcript has 27 exons.